Molecule: messenger RNA, 3533 nt
Organism: Branchiostoma floridae (Florida lancelet)
Lineage: Eukaryota; Metazoa; Chordata; Leptocardii; Amphioxiformes; Branchiostomatidae
Product: polypeptide N-acetylgalactosaminyltransferase 5-like
Exons: 14
Coding region: 1926-3533 (535 amino acids)
Cellular component (GO): Golgi apparatus
Source: RefSeq, a predicted model, not a curated record
AACGACUCAAUAUAACAAGCUACUGAAAAAUAACCCUUGCAUGGGAAGGAGCACCUGUUGCUUUUUUGUAUUUGCGUCACAGGAACCACAAAUAUUGGUCGUUUCUGAAUCAUCGAAGAAACCAGUUGCAUUUGAAGGAAAUUUAAAAAAAACAACAGGUAGUUGCAUGUCGAUUUUUUUGCGUUGCGGAUUCGAUACCCGCCGUGCACGUUGUGCUUUCGAGACCUUCCCCACUUCACUCAGGUGGUACCUGACUUCAGUCGGGGAAGUAAAAGACUACUAGUACAUUUACCUUCUGUAUCCUGUAUGUGGUAAAGGUGAAAUAAGCUACUAAUUUGAGUGAAGUGCCGCAUUAUCCUCGUUCCUCCAAAAGCAAAUAAAACAGUGUGAAAUAUUGUAUUCUUUGCAGCUGGUAGUAGCAAACAGGUGGGUAUUCGUCAAUAAACAUGAUAGCCAGACUUCGCAACAAGAAGCGAUCUCAGCCCGCCGUGUGAGCAAGACAACCGAAAGACAAGCGACAUGCAGAACAUUUUCACUGCAGCGAUACUUUGGGGUGCCAUGUCCUUGGUGGCGGCUAGGAACCUUCCUCGCAACCUGUAUCAGUUCGUUACGCUGAUAGAGUUGAUGACAGGGCGGGACGCAUGGGACUACAACAACUACGGGUGCUGGUGCGGCUCGGGGGGCUCUGGAACACCCGUGGACAGGAUAGACUUUUGUUGCUUGAAUCACGACCGGUGCUAUGACGAUCUCAUAGCAAACGGCUGGAGUCCACACUAUGUGACCUACGACUGGACGCAAUAUGAUAUCGGCAUCGGUUGUGAUGAUCCUUACCCCUCAUCUGACCGCGGUGCCUGUGAAUGUGAUCUGGCAGCCGCCCACUGCUUCUCCCACUUCCCUUAUCCAGACACAGGGAAACCGGCUUGUCCUGAUCAAAGCACAGGACUGCCUGGCUGUUUCGACUCUGACCCAUCUCUCUGUAUCGCAAUUGGUUAGAAAGCAAUCAUCUUAUUGUCUCAUUGACGUAUUACUGCGAGUGGGUACCGUAAAAGAAAUCCGACCCAAAAUAACGACUGCAUGGACGCGUGUUUUCAGCGGUGAGAAAUUCCCUUUUAGCCACCAUGUAAAACACGUAUUAUAACAUAGAAGUCUAUGUGGAGAAAAAACUCAUCAAUGAUACCUUAAUAUCAUUUUCAUUCGAGAAAAUUCUAUUAAUAAACUAUUGCAACAACAUAAUAAUGUGGAAUCGUGUAUUUUACAUAUUUCAUAGCCUAUAAGACAGGUUGAUAUGGUUUUGGUUUAGUUGGCAUUUAUUUGUUAAGUUACCGUACACCUAACACAAAUCAACGCGGGCGUCUCAAAUAUAGCGGUUACAAACAUUGUCAACCCCGUUUGAAAUAUAACGAAAUCGUUUUCCGUUAUGGUUUGAAUCAAAAGAUAUCAUUAUAAGACUUUAAAGGCAAUGAGACAGGCCUUUCGUCAAGAAGAAAUUCCCUCUGUGAUAAGUGUUCCUGCGUCCCUUAUAAUUAUAUUCUACCAUCACCAUGGGUGGGAUAUCAGUUUCGAAUAAUUGCAGAAGCACAGUCGUAGACUUCUAUGUGUGACAGAAAAGAAAAACAUUAAAAAAUCUAUUUGCUAAAACAUGCUCCUUUCUUGUUAUACCUUUCUUCAAUUGUGCCAUUUACCUAAUCGCAUCCCCAAAUUUUCAAUGGACUGGUCUCAAGUUAUCUUUGUUAUUGUGUUACGACCUGAAGAGCACUUGACAUAGUCAUAAGUGGUCCUUGAUAUAUUUUUGGUCGUCACACUUCAGUGUCAUUCGCUUGGAGGUAUACAGACAUAUCCGGGUAGAAACAUCCCGAGUAUAGUAAAUUUGCUGUCAUUUUUCUUUGCACAGUUGCAACGUUAGUAUUACUUCAACAGUUAUCAAAAUGUACGCUCUCUGGAGAAGCAGAACUGUGUUCAUAAUUCUCUGCACAUCAUUAUUUUGGUUGUUUGUAAACUUCGUGCUGCUGAGGUACCAAGGAGGUCACAAAAACAGGAACGCAGAAUCAUCGAGAGAGAUUUUACACGGUCUUACAACAACGAAAGGAGUCGUCGACCAUCGGGUUUCUUCGGCAACUCUCCGGAAAUUCGCUUUCACCGAAGAUACGAAGUAUAACGAAGAUUUACGGAAGGUCCCUACGUACACAACGAUGGCGAACACGCCUGCGCACCAGAACGCAACGACUCAUAAGGUUCUGAAGUUAGACGCCACCACCAUGCCCCGGAACCAGCGGGCCCCGGGUUCCGGAGGUCUGCCUGUGUCAGAACGGAGAACACGGGGGCACGAGAAGGAGAUAGAGGCAGGAUGGGAGAGGUCAAAGUUCAACGAGUUCGUUAGCGACUUGGUGUCGCUGGAAAGAUCACUACCGGAUACACGACCUGUCAGGUGCCACAAGGCCCAGGUUCUGGACAACCUUCCCACUACCAGCGUGAUCAUCUGUUUUUGUGAGGAGGCCAUGUCCACACUGCUCCGGUCGGUACACAGUGUCAUCAACCGCUCACCGCCACAUCUUCUCAAGGAAAUCAUCCUAGUGGACGACGCCAGUACUGCAGCAUAUCUAAAGGAGGACCUAGACACGUACAUGUCCAAGUUUCCACAGGUGAAAAUUGUACACCUACCGGAGAGGGAGGGACUGAUACGUGCUCGUCUGCGCGGAGCAGAGAUUGCGACAGGAGACGUCCUAACAUUUCUGGACUCCCAUAUCGAGUGUAACGUGGGUUGGCUGGAACCGCUACUGGACAGGAUAGGCCGAAACAGGACCACAGUUCCCUGUCCGUCUAUAGACAGGAUCAACGACAACACGUUUGGAUACGAGGCAGCCAAUGAGAACAUGCGAGGCGGGUUUAACUGGGGGAUGAAGUUUGACUGGGUGUCCCUGCCUCCCGGGGAGGACGACAGGAGAUAUCAGGACAUCUGGUCACAAAAUGAGAUCAUCAAGUCCCCGACGAUGGCCGGGGGACUGUUCUCCAUCGACAGGCGGUUCUUCUGGGAGCUGGGCGGGUACGAUCCGGGCUUCCAAAUCUGGGGCGCGGAGAACCUGGAGAUAUCCUUUAAAAUCUGGAUGUGCGGAGGGAGCCUCGAGAUCUUGCCGUGUUCUCGCGUGGGUCACGUGUUCAGAAGAGCCAACCCUUACAAAUUCGGCGAGGCCGCCAGCCGCCUAACGGUUUUCUACCGGAACUGCAUCCGCUUGGUGGAAGUUUGGUUGGACGAAUACAAGGAUAUUUUCUACGCCUUGAACCCCCACGUUGAGAAUGAGAUCGCCAACGCUGGGGACGUCUCGGACCGUAAGCGCAUGCGCGAGCAGCUUGGUUGUAAGAGUUUCCAGUGGUACAUAGAUCACGUAUACCCGGAAAUCACCAUCCCAGACCUGCGGGCCAAGGCACGAGGGGAGGUGAAAAACCGGGCCAUGUCGCUGUGUCUGGACGCCAUGUACGGGGAGAAGGUCGGGGCGUACUUCUGUCAUGGGGAGGGGGGGCAGCAGGUCGCAACGUGA